UCCACCACUCGAUCCCACAUCUCCUAUUUACUAUCCCAGUUCCACUAGGCACAUAGCUAAACCUUACUACCACCUUCUUAAUAGCCCUAUUGAUUCAUCCAACUACACCACCAUGGCCCCCAAGAACAAUAAAGGCAAAGGCAAGGAGGGCGGAGACAAAGCCGCAAAGGGUCUCAAGCCUGCAAAUGCUAUUAAUGUGAGACAUAUUCUUUGCGAAAAACACUCCAAAAAGGAAGAAGCGCUGGAGAAGUUGCGCAACGGAGCCAAGUUUGAUGAAGUGGCGAGGGAGUUUUCAGAGGAUAAGGCUAGACAGGGUGGAUCUCUUGGAUGGAAGACUCGCGGAAGUCUGGAUGCGGCGUUUGAAAAGGCGGCGUAUGAGUUGGAGCCUAGUACGACGGGGAGUCCUAAGUAUGUGGAUAUUAAGACUGGGUUUGGGUAUCAUAUAAUUAUGGUUGAGGGGAGGAAGUAAUUGCCUCGUGGUUUGAGAGUUAGGGUUGGUUGGGUUUGCUGUGGAUCAGAUGAUGAUUAAAUCAAUGCAUGAGAAAUCUAUGAUCAAGUCUAAUAAAGCUAUGUACAUA
Messenger RNA from Aspergillus sclerotioniger CBS 115572, 578 nucleotides. RefSeq names its product peptidylprolyl isomerase. Lineage: Eukaryota; Fungi; Ascomycota; Eurotiomycetes; Eurotiales; Aspergillaceae. The coding region runs from base 113 to 469 and encodes 118 amino acids. The record is from RefSeq and is a predicted model, not a curated record. Gene Ontology annotation, molecular function: peptidyl-prolyl cis-trans isomerase activity; DNA binding. The transcript is spliced from 3 exons. Gene Ontology annotation, biological process: rRNA processing.